AUGCCGCUGGAUAUCCGAGUGGUACAGUAUUUAGCUUUGGCACCUGGUCAUGACAAUCAGCCGAAGCUUCCACUUCCAUUUGUCAAGAGUUUACUGCGAAGACGAAUUGUACCAGAAAAAGCUGGAUCAAUAGUUCUACAAGAUGAUGGAUUGGAUUAUGGACAAUGGAACUAUAAAGCGUAUUUUCGUGGACGUAGUAAGGAUCAAGACGACCAAGUUGUGACGUUUGAUGGUGGACUUGUGCUGGACCAGACGCUGGUGUUGAUUUUUCCAUCUGCUACGUCUUUGUUAGCUCCUUUAUCGCAUGAACAGCAAAGUUAUCAGUCGGUUGGGAAUCAUGUUCGUGGCUUUCGUGAGCUGGUAGCAAUGGCACUACGGACAACGUCGUGCAACAAUCAGGUAGAUGAUCGAGAGCAGAUGGCUUUUGCUGUCCCUCAUUCACUUUUGCUCCAUGCACUGAGCGGCGCUGGCAAGACAACGCUUGUACACCAAAUUGCGGAGGAAUUGAAAGUAAAUUUGCUUGUGGUGGAUGGUGGAGUGUUAGCGUCGCCGCAACUGCGACUGGAAGAUUUCUUCUCGGCUGCACUACGCAUCCAGCCGUGUGUGCUUUUAAUCGAAGAUCUAGAACUUCUGUUUCCAAUGACUCUUGAUGAAGUCAAAUAUAAACUAGUUUGCCGUCUCGUAAACUGCUUCGAGAGUAUUCACAAAUCUGAAUUGGCUCGCGUCGUAGUCGUUGGAGCGGUGUCAGUGCUUAACGCAUUGCACUCCCAAGUACGGCAGCUGUUCACCGAAGAGUUGUUCCUUGAUAUCCCAGACAAAGAAUGGACCGUCAAUCUGCUAGCAUCAUUGCUACCACCAUCAAAUAUGCUUCGGCGUGAAUUUAUCAUGUCGCUAGCUGUUCGAUAUGGUCAAAAGCCUAGCAAUAUCGCUUCCACUGCUCAACUCAUUCGCAUGCGUUUGUCACGCAAAGAUAACGAGUCCAUCAAUGUAGAGAGCUUUGAAUCUGAAAUCACUGCUUUUGCACGUGAAAUUUCCAGCAAUAGUAAUGGUGCUGAUACAUUGAGCUCUUCUGUUCCAGAUGUCUCAUGGACCGACAUCGGCGGUCUUGAGCGCGUCAAGCAAAAUCUAGUUGAGAUGGUUGUAUGGCCGCUGGAAAAGCCACAAGUGUUUCGUCGGAUGGGUAUCUCACCGCCUCUAGGUGUCGUGUUGCACGGCCCACCUGGAACUGGAAAGACCAUGCUAGCUAAAGCUACCGCAAAAGCGAGCGGUUGCAAUUUUCUCAACCUAGCCGCGAACGAUCUAAUGAAGGCUGAGAUUGGUGAAAGUGAAAAGGCCAUCACACGCGCAUUUGACAUGGCUCGUGCACUUAGUCCAUGCAUGAUCUUCAUCGACGAAUUUCAGUCACUUUUUGGCAAUCGAUCGACGGCUGGCCAAACAACGUCGAGGAUGAUUUCUCAGCUCUUAAUGGAGCUUGAUGCAUUGAAAGCGGUAUCUGACGACAGCGAAGUACACGAUGGACCAGUUGCGUCUUCCGCAAUGGCAAGUAUUGUCACUGGCCGAGUUUUUGUCCUCGCAGCAACAAAUUCCUUGUCUGCCAUCGAUCCAGCAUUUCUCCAACCAGGUCGCUUUGAGAACGUGGUGUAUGUCGGUCUUCCAAAUCUCAGCGAGCGUAAGGCUAUUUUGGAAAUUCAGCGUAAUAAAAUGCCUUGGAGUCAAGACGUCGAUCUCACUAGACUUGUCAAAAAAACAGACGGUUGUAAUGCUGCAUCGGUGAUCGCGCUGUGCGAGGCUGCAGCUAUUCAUUCCAUGCAACGGAUACCUUCCGAUGCACCAGAAGAUGAACAGUGCAUUGCAAUGAUUGAUUUUGACGAAGCUUUAACAAAAUGUAAAUUUGACUUUCAAAACCAAUAA
Molecule: messenger RNA, 1911 nt
Organism: Peronospora belbahrii
Lineage: Eukaryota; Oomycota; Peronosporomycetes; Peronosporales; Peronosporaceae
Source: the annotation of a GenBank genome assembly